GAAUUCACAAGAUGGAUCACUCUGUCCUUCAGAGUUUGCACAGAGUCUCAAAGUCUCCGAUACCAUCUCGGUGUGCCAGCUUGUGAAGUGGCAGAAGGCAGCUUCUUCCAGAUAUUUCUGAUGCCAUAGACCAUGUAAGAAACAGGAAAUGAAUUGAAGGCGAAGUGCUGAAAAGAUGAGAAUUGAACCAGGAGAACUGCUCCACCAUUUUCCUUUGGUGGGUGGGCAAAACCCAUGGUUCAGGUGGGUACAGGCCCAAGACCUGAAGUCCACUCUACAAGAGAUUCUUGGUAUCAUCUCCCUGCCACCUCUCCUCAGUGUUUUUUACAGCAGUCAUGAGCGAUAUUUCUCAUUUAACCAGUUCAGACAUGUUAUUUGGAGCACGUGGGACCUGAAUCCAGGCCUUCUGCCCCAGAAGUGGGGGCACUACCGCGGCAUCACAAGCGCACCGUCAGUUCACGAUUAAAUGUCCAAAUUUCAGCUCUGAAGAAGUGUCAUUGAACUGCGGACGUUUUUGUUUCUCUCUCUACAGAUGCUGCCAGAACUGCUGAGUUUCUCCAGCAUUAUCUGUUUUUUAACCAAGUAACUGAGUCUGUCCUCUUCAAUCAGGCACAAAGUCCUCUUUGUGUCCCUCAGAUUCUUCAGUUGGUUCCAAAUGCAACCUGGUGUCUUCUCUCUCCUGGUGAUUUAUGUGGUUGACUUGUAUGUUAUUUCCUCCAGUGUCACUGUCUGCACUUUGUGUUUGGACCUUACUCAUUGCUUCAAGCUGUGAAGGCAGAACCCCAUGUACAGCAGCAAAUCAGGUAUUUGUCUGCACCACGAUACCAAACGCUUCAUUCUAUCCCCCCAACUUAAAACACCUCGUUUUUGUGGUGCUGAGUGGGUUUGAGUCUAUCAACAAUACAAUGCUCAGCAGUUUAAACCUGAACUCUGUGACAAACCUGACAGUAUCCAACAGUGAUAUCGCCAGCAUUGAGCAAGGAGCCUUCGAUUCUUUCCUCCACCUCACUGGCCUCAAUCUAAAUGGUAACAAACUCUCAACGAUCAACGCUGCUUGGUUUUCUGAUGCUGCCAGUCUGAUUAGCCUUUCCCUGUCCAGAAACAGAAUUCAAGCAAUUGGGGUAGACACCCUAUCUGGCUUCUCCAAUCUGGUUGAACUUUACCUCUCUCAGAAUAAGAUAAGCACAAUAGCUGACCAGAGUCUCUGCGGGAAUUUGAAGCUCUCCAUUCUGGACCUCUCCAGCAAUAAGCUGGUUUUCCUGACAGGACAGGCUUUGGCAGGGCCAAAUCUCCAGAGGAUCAGCCUUCACACCAAUCCUUGGAGUUGUUUGUGUGAACAUGCAGAUUGGAUGUCCUUUCUGAGAGAUCUCAACAAUAACUCUGUAUUGGUACAAAGGUGUGCUGUUACUUGCAAUGAUCCCCCCAACUUGAAGGGAAUCCCUGUCUGGAAUGCGUCUGAUUUUGCCUGCUCAUUGACUACGAACACAAGCUGGUCUGACCAACACACAGAGCCUCAGAAACUCCACCCAAUGUUACUGGGGCUCCUGGGGCUACUCCUCUUGCUGCUGCUGUUUCUGUUUCUGUUGGUGAAAAGGAAACAAGAGAAGGAGCAAGUAAAACCAGAUGGGCAAGAGACCAAUCAACAGGAAAAACACCCUCCGCGGGACUCUGCCAAAGAGAAUUGCUCAAAGGACCACCAGUCCGCGCCCUGUGCUGGAGUCGAAGUGAUUAAUUCGGAGUCGUGUGCUGCAGUGUGGAAGAAACAAAAUGAGUUUGCACCAGUGACAAUGUCAGGGGCUCAGCAGGAUGGAGAGCAUCCUCAGUUAGCGAAAGGUGAUCCAGAAAUUCUGUGCAUCACAAAUGCAUCUAUCGUUUCAUCGUUUUCUGAGGAUUGGACAGGUUUUCCAAGCAAGAGAUUUGUACAAAGUCACCAGGAAAUGGAAAAACACAACAGCAUCCCAUCGCAAGGGAGCUUUGACCCACCACUGGCAGUGUUUGUGGAGCAGUCAGGAUCAGCUCUGUAUUCCCAAUCAGUAAGCGAUUCAACAGCAUUGGACAAACCGUUCUUUAAGAAGCUGGGAAGGACUGAUGGAGACAAGCAGGAUAGGAAUGGAAAUGGCAAACCUGUGGGAAUGAUCCUACCACUGUCCAAAAUGUCAACUGGGAAUGACACCACUUGUCCAAACUUGAAUUCAGAUGAGGACUUGUCUUCAUUGGCGAAUAUAUCAAGAGGUCCACAAGGAGCAGCCGGAUUAAUCCACGACGAAGCUGAUGAAGUAUGUGAUUCAAGUACAGAUUUCACAAGCCAUCUGACCACAAGACAACAUGAGGUAAGUGUGACGCCAUCGAAAGAUGGAAACCAAAGAAAUGCUGAAAAUUCCAAAGUAAGAGUUGUGGGUGACAGAGGAGCAGAGCCAAGGCUGAAGGUUGAUGUGAUUGAUCUGAAGAGUGAAGCCAAUUUUGAAGAAGGUAGCCAGACAUCAACGAUAAGGGAAGACAUGUCAAUGACUAAAAGUUUGAGAAGAGUACAACUCAGCUCUGAGAUAGACAUUUUUCCAGGCACAAGAUGUGAUGCUAUGAUACCAGCCACACCAAACAGUGAACAAACAGUAAGCACAAGCUCACCAACCAAAGAGAAAUCCUCCCGGAGCAGUGAAUAUGGGUAUGUUAAUCUAUUGCAUGAAAUUGUGGAGAAUCAAGGACGUCGCACCAGAGAUCGAUGGAAGCAAGCCACCAGAUUUAAAAUAAUACACAAGUAAUACCUUUUCGCACCAUGGUUAAUAGUUUGAGAUGGUUAUCAAAGCUCCGAGCCCAGUGAUAGCGGUCUCCAGUUAUACGAUGGGGGAUCUUAAAUAGCAUCAUAGCACUUAAUGAGAGAUGGGAGACAAGCAGCAGAAUUUUGGAUGAGCCAAAGCUUAUGGAGAGUCUACUCGAAGACCAGCUUGGAGAAUAUUAAAGUAGCUCUUGCAGAGAUGUUUCCUUACUGUUGCACGGCCUCAUUUAAAAAGAAAACAACUUCGAACUUGAAAAAGAGGUUUGGAUUUUGGAGUAGGGUGAAAUGGCCAGUGUCCGCCAUUGUUACUCCACGAAACUCACGGUAACUUUGAGAUUCUACAUAUCCACAGGCUAACAUGGAAAGCUAGAGGUCUCUGUCAUUGAUUCCACACUUCUUUCCAAGAGGCAGUGUUGAGACAUCCUCAAGUGCGAAUCCCUGAAUUCAUAAGAGCUUCUGUACUUGUGCUAUCAUCUUGCUGGGGAAAAAAAAACUUGAAAAUAUUGAACUUUGAUUAAUGUGUAACUGUCUUUUGAUGGCAAACUGGCCUCAUAAUUACUUCUAAACACCCUCACUGGCCGUGAAAAACUAAUUUCAACUCCACAUUCUAGUAUAAAAAGGAUAUACAUUUUGAUUUGUUAACGUUUGUUUAUAUUUAUAGUUUAGCUUCUAAUGAAAUCAAAUCAUUUACUUCUAUAUUAGAAAGUUUAAUGUAAAAGUGAAAGACAACGUGUUUUUAAACUGUUUUGCUGUGAGAGAAUUAUUCUCAGAAUCACAGAAACGUUACAGAGCAGAAGCAGGCCAUUCGGCCCAUUGUGGCUGCACCGGCUCUUCGAAAUGAGCAUGAUUACCUAAUGUCAAACUCCUGCCGUUCCCCCAUACCUUACACACUACUUCGAUGUAAAUAACAAUCCAAUAUUCAAAAUAACUGCAGACAUGAGCAAACCCAAGCCAGCUUUUGGAAAAUAUAGUGGGUUUGCAUUUCCAAAUGAAUCCAAUGCGAGACUGAUUGGUCACUGCUUCAAAGUUGGAGCCACUGUAAUCUUACUGUGCACAAACCCGCAUCUUCAGCAUAACAUAAGAAUAAAAUGACUGCUCUAAAUUCUCAAACUCCCUUUAAACAGCAAAAUCUGUGCUGUUUUCUUCUGUUCUGCUCUUAGAAUGGAGACAGCAUCUGAGAUAUGAUUCAACGCUAUGCCAAAUAACCUCUGCGUUCACUUCAGUUGGCCAAUGGAUCCAGUUAGCAGUUGCUAGCAUCUGUUUGACUGUGUGGGAUGAUCAGGUCUGCGCCCAGUCAGAAUCCACACAAGUUACAUUCUUCAGCUGAGGGUCACCAUCAUUUAAUCAAAUAAGGGAACCCCCUCAUCAUCUCCGGUCUCCAGUUGGGGCACACUGUGUGGCUGUUUUGAAAUAGAAUAAUUCACCUCACUGAAGGUCACAGGUAUAAUGACAAGGCAAGUGUCUUGUGGCAUGUUAGUGAGUAAUGCAUCGUUGCUUCUAAAUGUAAGCUGCCACUCACUUUAGGGCUUUGAACAUUGAAUAGAGAUGCAAUUAUCUAAGUUGUGCAAAUGUAUUGCAGUCAUAGAUCAUUGCAGAUGUGAAUUGAAUUGCCUUUAUCAUAACAUUAAUAGUGGAAUAUCAUGUUUGUUGAAAAAACAGUGGGAAUAUGGAUUUAAAGUAUAACAUUUACUUCAAUUCAACAAAUGCAUUUUUUCGCACACUGGGUAGAAAUGAGUCUCAAAAUUUAUUUUGUUCUGUGAUUUCCUAUCAGCCAAUCAAAACUAUUUGUCAUUCUUGUUCAUGCUACUUAUUUUGCAAAAGCUAUAUCAUCAUCUUUCUGAAUAAAUUAUGCGGAAUAUGUACCUUUCA
Messenger RNA from Stegostoma tigrinum, 4642 nucleotides. RefSeq lists its product as uncharacterized. NCBI's taxonomy places the organism in Eukaryota, Metazoa, Chordata, Chondrichthyes, Orectolobiformes, Stegostomatidae. The coding region runs from base 690 to 2759 and encodes 689 amino acids. Gene Ontology annotation, molecular function: protein binding. The record is from RefSeq and is a predicted model, not a curated record. The transcript has 5 exons.